This is a messenger RNA of Bufo bufo (common toad), 2976 nucleotides long. RefSeq names its product round spermatid basic protein 1 (gene RSBN1). Gene Ontology annotation, cellular component: nucleus. Lineage: Eukaryota; Metazoa; Chordata; Amphibia; Anura; Bufonidae. The transcript has 7 exons. The record is from RefSeq and is a predicted model, not a curated record. The coding region runs from base 344 to 2404 and encodes 686 amino acids.
CGCAACUAGGACGCCAUUCCUGGAGCGUGAGAGUGAGGGCAGGUACAACCACACUGCCUCCACCGUUGGAAGAAUGUCAACAACUAGCCACGGAAGGGUUAACAGGGACCAGUAGUGACGUCAGGGACUCCGUGCGCCCAGGCACGAACCCCUCCAGCGGACUACAGCUCUUCACUGUGCAAAACUACAACCACCGUGAGGAAGUAGGCGAAGCGCAUGCGCACUCGAGACUCCCUCUUUGUUUUGAUAGGCGGAUGAAAAGACUACACAUCCCACAUGCCAUUGCGGCGUGCUCAUGCGCUCUACUGCACAUUGGGCCAUUUAAAAGUCGUCGUUAGGGGAAAUGGCCGCGCAGCUAGGUACGUUCUCUGAGGAGAAAGACAAAGCCAAGGUAGGGCGUAAAAAGAAGCGGAGGGACAGUUCACCUUCGUCGGAGAAGAAGAGGAAAAAGAAAGACGAGGCGGUCCCCAGAGGAGAUCUGACCGAAAAGGAAGCGAAGAGGAGGAAGCUGGGCAAUGACACCCAUCACAGCUGUCACCAUCACCACCACCAUCACCAUCACAAGCACCAUCACCACCACAAUGCCAAAGAGGAGCUGCUCCUGCGGCCUCCUCCGCCGCCCCUGCCCAGCGCUGCCCCCCCUGUGGCCCCCAUCAACCAGGCCCUCUUCACCCUGUCUCAGCUGGAGCGGCCCAGGGACAAGGGGAAGAAGAAGCACCGCAUCAAGAAGGAGAAUGGGGAAGGAGACAGCCCCCUGAAAUCUGUCAAGAAAGAAAUUACAGAUGAAAAUGGUAAAUUUUCGAGAUUGAUAAAGGAUGAGGAAGAUGAUGAUGCUCUCCUCCUUAAAAAGCUCAAGAAGAAGAAGAAACAUAGGGAUGACUUAAGAGGCAGGAGGUUGAAAAUGUACAACAAAGAGGUACAGACCCUUUGUGCCGGACUGACACGCAUCAGCCAAGAAGUCGUGGAUCAGUCCGAAGUGGAGGUGAACAAAGAGUCCAAUAGAUAUCUGAAGGAUGAGCAGCUGUGUCGCUCGGACUUGGGCACCCAGGAAUACAGAGUCCCCCAGGAGGUCCAGAUGCCCUUUGCAUCUCACCAGGAGCACUGCAUUCGUACCAGUACGUUAAACACCGGUUCCAAGUUCAGCAGGUUGAUGCACGAGGAGAACCAGUCGAAUGGUGGAGCCCCAGUUUUGCAUGCCUACAUGGAUGAACUUUCCUUCUUGUCUCCUGUGGAGAUGGAGAAAUUUGCAGAGGAAUUCCUGGACCGGACAUUUUCGGAAAAUGAUAAGAAUUCAGCCUACUAUGCCCUGGCCAUAGUACAUGGUGCAGCUGCGUACUUGCCAGAUUUUCUGGACUACUUUGCUUUCAACUUCCCGAACACCCCCGUGAAAAUGGAAAUCCUUGGCAAGAAGGAUAUUGCGACGACUACGAUUGCGAACUUCCACGCGCAGGUCAGCAGGACGUAUUGUUGUGGCACAUAUAGAGCUGGUCCAAUGAGGCAGAUCAGCUUGGUGGGAGCAGUUGAUGAAGAGGUUGGAGACUUUUUUCCAGAGUUCCUGGACAUGUUGGAGGAAUCUCCUUUUCUAAAGAUGACUUUGCCUUGGGGGACAAUGUCUACACUUAAGCUCCAGUGCAGAUCGCAAAGUGAUGAUGGCCCAAUCAUGUGGGUGAGACCAGGAGAGCAAAUGAUCCCUACAGCAGACAUGCCAAAGUCCCCUUUCAAAAGGAGAAGGACUAUGAAUGAGAUAAAGAAUCUAUCGUACUUGCCACGCACUAGUGAGCCCAGGGAAGUUCUUUUCGAGGACCGAACAAGAGCUCAUGCCGAUCAUGUUGGUCAAGGUUUCGACUGGGAGAGUACGGCUGCAGUAGGGGUUCUGAAGGCCGUCCAGUUUGGAGAAUGGAGCGAUCAGCCUCGCAUAACCAAAGAUGUGGUCUGCUUCCACGCAGAGGACUUCUCCCACGUUGUGCAGAGGUUACAGCUAGAUCUCCAUGAGCCUCCCGUUUCCCAGUGUGUUCAGUGGGUGGAUGAAGCGAAGCUCAAUCAGAUGCGUCGAGAAGGCAUCCGUUAUGCUCGGAUCCAGUUGUGUGAUAAUGACAUUUAUUUCAUCCCCCGCAAUGUCAUUCACCAAUUUAAGACUGUGUCAGCAGUGUGCAGCCUGGCCUGGCACAUACGCUUGAAGCAAUACAGCUCCAACGAAGAAAAAACAGAACCUGUAGGAACGGACGACAGCUCUGAAGUUAAACCUCCUGAGGAUAUUCCGACCAUUGUCAAAAGGGAAGCGGAGGAAACUCCUCUCUCUGCACCAACACAAGGACCUUUUGUAGCACCACUCCUCCCAUCACAGAGGCUGGACAUCCAGCCGUCACCGACACAAACGCCUAAUACAUAUCGCUCAGAUUUGUAGAUAAAGUAUUCUGAAGAUUUUUUAUUUUUAUUUUAUUUUAUUGUGUUUCUUAAACCUAUUUUUUAAAACUUUUGAUGUGAAGGUAUAGUUUUAUAACAGACUGACUUUAUUCCUGUAAUUUCCAAAUAACUCCAAUACUGGUUUCAUAAACCUUGUAUCUAGGUUUCUUAUCGCUGACACGGCCAGCCGGGACAACACUGCUGGCAAAAAGUAUGUUAUGUGUACAAAAAGAACUUUCUACAUUUUGAUGUUGUUUCAAUAUACCUUGUGUGGCAGGGAUAGGAGUCUCACAAACGUAUUUUUCUUUUUUUCUUUUUUUUUUUUUUUUUUAACGCUUGGGAUAAAUAAGCACUUUGUAAAUGUGGUUAGUUGACAUUAUGAAAUAAACCGCAUUUGUAGUUUUAACUUUUUUUUUUUUUUUUUCUAAAAUUAUGACCAGGCUAAAUAUUAGCUGGAUAGUUCAGUCAUAUACCAGUUAAUAUAACAACUGGUCUGACUUCUUUAUUUUUUUUUUAUAUUUUUUUUUUUUUACAAAAAUGAUCUCAGAAGGAUUUUAUUUUAUAUAUUUAUUC